AAUGUCACUUGCGAAGGUUCUUCUCCUCCUUCGGUAAAUUGCAGUGAGGUGUUAAAGACGCAUUUUCUCGGAUCUGAGAUCUUAGAUCCCAAACACCAUUGUUCGUCCUCUAACAUAUUGAUCCAAGAGAUUGAAUAGCUUGAGCUUGCUAGCUAGUAAUGGCGAGAAGGCAAGUAGGUUCAACACGGCGUGUAGGGGAUGGUGGAAGCUUCCCUUUUGCCGGAGCUUUGCACUCCAAGUCUAGAUCUUCUCCGUUACUAUCUAUUUGCCUUGUUCUUGUGGGGGCUUGCCUACUCAUAGGUUAUGCUUACAGUGGUCCAGGAAUCUUUAAAAGUAUCAAAGAAGUCAGCAAGGUUACAGGUGACUAUUCUUGCACAGCAGAAGUCCAAAGAGCCGUUUCUGUUCUGAAGAUGGCUUAUGGAGAUGGGAUGCGCAAGGUCUUGCACGUAGGCCCUGAGACGUGCUCUGUGGUUUCCACUCUCUUGAAAGAAGAUGAGACUGAAGCAUGGGGUGUCGAACCCUACGACAUCGAGGAUGCUGAUUCUCACUGCAAGAGUCUUGUCAGCAAAGGCCUUGUACGUGUCGCUGAUAUCAAGUUCCCUCUGCCUUACCGCCCAAAAUCCUUCUCUCUUGUUAUCGUCUCAGAUGCUCUGGAUUAUCUCUCUCCCAAGUACCUUAACAAGACCGUUCCUGAACUCGCAAGGGUUGCUUCAGAUGGUGUCCUUCUUUUUGCAGGUCUCCCUGGUCAGCAGAGAGCUAAAGUUGCCGAACUAUCUAAAUUCGGUCGUCCCGCUAAAAUGCGUAGCGCAUCGUGGUGGAAUCGGUUCUUCGUCCAGACAUCCUUGGAAGAAAACGAAGGACCAAGCAAGAAGUUUGAACAGGCUGUUUCCAAAGGAUUAUACAAACCAGCCUGCCAAGUCUUCCACCUCAAGCCAUUACAUUAACCAAGCCACCACCAAGCUCCCACACUACAGCACAUUCACACGUAGAGCCACUCCCGAAACAAGAACAACAAAAAAUAGCGUAAGCGAUAUUCUCCUUGUAUUUUGUAACAAGUCAGUUUUUUUUUUUGUCAUGUUGUAUCCAUCAACACAGUUUUUUUUUUAUUGAGUUUAAAUCAAUCAUUAUUACCAA
Brassica oleracea var. oleracea is the source of this 1134-nucleotide messenger RNA. RefSeq lists its product as uncharacterized. The record is from RefSeq and is a predicted model, not a curated record. Lineage: Eukaryota; Viridiplantae; Streptophyta; Magnoliopsida; Brassicales; Brassicaceae. Gene Ontology annotation, molecular function: methyltransferase activity. Bases 159 to 944 code for a protein of 261 amino acids. The transcript has 7 exons. Gene Ontology annotation, biological process: pectin metabolic process.